Messenger RNA from Grammomys surdaster, 1397 nucleotides. Its product is annotated as UDP-glucose 6-dehydrogenase-like. The record is from RefSeq and is a predicted model, not a curated record. Gene Ontology annotation, cellular component: cytosol; nucleus. The transcript has 3 exons. Gene Ontology annotation, molecular function: UDP-glucose 6-dehydrogenase activity; NAD binding. Gene Ontology annotation, biological process: glycosaminoglycan biosynthetic process. Bases 26 to 538 code for a protein of 170 amino acids. Lineage: Eukaryota; Metazoa; Chordata; Mammalia; Rodentia; Muridae.
AAAAAAAAUUCCCUGUUACUAGAAUAUGCCCUUUCAAACAAUACUGAUUUGUUUGUCCUUCAGAGAGUCCUCCAGUAUCUACAUUAGCAAGUACCUGAUGGAUGAGGGCGCACACCUCCACAUAUACGAUCCAAAAGUACCCAGGGAACAGAUAGUGGUGGAUCUUUCCCAUCCAGGCGUCUCAGCAGAUGACCAAGUGUCCAGACUGGUGACCAUUUCCAAGGAUCCAUACGAAGCAUGUGAUGGAGCCCACGCCCUUGUCAUCUGCACUGAGUGGGACAUGUUUAAGGAACUGGAUUAUGAACGGAUUCAUAAAAGAAUGCUGAAGCCAGCCUUUAUCUUUGAUGGUCGGCGUGUCCUGGAUGGGCUCCACAGUGAACUGCAGACCAUAGGCUUCCAGGUAAUCAGGACUCUGGGCUGGCUUGGUUGGUUGGUUGGUUGGGUCUGGUCAUGGUUAUUUUCUUUUAGUUAUUAUUAUGUAUAUGUAUGCAUGGUUUUGGGUGGGGCAUGUGUGGAGGUCAGGGGACAACCAUGUUAGCCCGUCCCUCCCUCCUUCAGGUUUGUGCAGCAAGUACCUUUUCCCUCUGAGCCUCCUCAAUGGCCAUGGACGAUCUAUAAACCCACUGUGUGGGUUUCAGAGCGUCAUAUUUUCUAAGUUAGCAGUAGGACAGUAAGAUAACCAGGACAAGAGGCCCGUUCUCUGCAAAGUCUGGAGCUUUGGAAACUGUUCCAUGCCUUCCCGUUUGUAACCUAAGGUUGACUUCCUUCCCUUGGCAGUAGGAGGGUGUCAGGUGCCUAUCAUAUGGAAACAGCUUGUGCCCUCUCUCACCCCAUACCUGGAAGGUCAAGUAAGACGACCCACUGUGGUUACAUGAGUGUCAUACCCCAGUGAAGCCGUGGGUGAGGGGUAGGGUUUGACAGUGGUGGCCACUGAGAAAUGCUUCACCUAUCAGCAACACUGUCAUCCUCCUGUGAGAAUAGCUACCAUCCACCUCGCCAGGUACCCAUGGUCAUCACCUGGUGUUCCUCCGCAACUUUCAGACACUCAGUACUGUCUGUGUGCCAUGAGAAGUCUGAGGGGAGAAUAUGGGCCUUAGGACCCUCUUUCCAUUCACAUUCAUCGACGUGGCGCUCGGGAGAGCUGACAGAACAGGUCCAGAGCCUAUGUGUCCCACCUGUGUGUGUCUAUCUGUGUGUCCCACCUGCCCCUGCUGUGCCAGAGUUCUGCAAGUACUAACAAGUUUCACUUGCUGCCUCCUGGAGCCGUGUGGACACGGAGUAGAGGCUGCUGGCAGAGUAAUUUAUGGAAGGUUAAAAACAGUUGGUGGAGUUUUGAAUUUGGAUGUCUAAUUAUGGGGGGUCUUAGACAAGUUCACAACCCCAAAACACUGACGUGA